CGAACGCGCAUUAUCUGCCAUGCUGCCCUUCUGGAUCAACGCAGCCCUCGACGAACUAGGUGCUCUAAUCAAAGAGACACAUGGUUUAGUUGACGGUUCACCCGAUUGGCAUGCAAAUCCGCGAGUAGCAGCAAACGUUCGCCAGAUCGUCCGAAUCCUCCGCGAUCGCAAUCCCCUUGGUCACAUCUUCAAAGAGCAGCCGCCGCCUCCUGACGACUACGUGGCUUUCGUCAAGCGGUAUGGGGGCGAUUAUAGUCCGAUCCGCACCAUCUACAACGGCAUGUUCUGCGCAUCCUUCCUUUUCAGACUUGCUCAAAAGCUCGAUCGCCCGGAAUUAUGCCCCUUCGAUGCGACGCUCCUCCAACGUAUCUUUCUCUGGAUCGAUAGCCUUCUUCCUGUGAAUCAUGAGCCUCAGCUUCGAGCACUUUCUUCGAGUACCCAAUCCUGGCUUCUCGUCAAAUUCACUAUGACAGCCCUCACAUACAUCCAGACAUUCACCCACAUCAUCAGUGCAAAUCUAGUCCACCAAGUCCUUCGGGCUGAAGAUGAGCAAGUCACGUCGAUGCUCGUCAACAUGUGGCUCAACUGGUCGCGCGUACACAACGUCGCCCGUGCAAUGCAGAACAUGGAAGAGCGCGCAGUCAUCCAGCGCUACCUUAUUCUUCUCCCUGGUCACUACGUCUCGCCGUACAGCGACGGCGCCAUUCGCAACAAAGUUGUCCAGGAGAUCUUGCGCACGGUUCGCGACCGCCCCCGCCGCUUCUUUCGCCUUUACGGAAUGCACCUGCGCCUGAUGCUGACGUACUCUGACAUGCGGGACUCCCAUGUACCGAUGGAGUAUGUGGUGCAGGCCCUGCUCGCCUUCAUGCGGGUCCCUGAGCUCGGCGGACAGUGCAGAAUGCCAAAGACUCUGAUCGUUGAGCUUAUCGCCUGCAUUCGGUGCUACGUUCGGUCUCACGCUACGCCAUCUAUUUGGCCGCACGCGGUAUAUUGCUUAUUGGAAUGCUGCCUGGACAGUCGUCGUUCGCUGGAACAGGCGGUCGAAGCUGGUCUGUUCCACUGUCUCGUCCAAGCCCGCCCCGCGGCAGAUUGUCGUACGAGACCCCAAGUCAGUCGGCUGCUGCAUGUGAUCGCUCAGGCUGCGCGCUCUCCUCGCGUUAUUCUUGCCUUUCGUAGUGCGCUCACUGAAGAUGAGGAUAAGGACACGUUGCCGCGAUAUACAGACGCGGAGACGCGCAUCUUGUGCGCCUUCGAGUUCGAAUAUGAUGUGUUGCAGGAGUUGAAGGCCAUACGAGAGCUCACCGCGACGUGCUGCAACGCAGAGUGUCCGCACGACGGGGGAAAUCACAAGGCGUUGCGCGCGUGCAUCUGCGGCGAGGCUUUAUAUUGCUCGAAAGCUUGCCAGCGCGCCCAUUGGACCAUAGGACAGCAUAAAUACAACUGCCCUACGCGUCUCGACCCAGAACAACACGGUUCACUUCGCGUGAAGAACGUGUAUCGUCUAGUCGCCGAGGCACGCGCCAAUCUACUGACCCCGUACGCCCAAAUUUCGUGCCGCUCGGACCCAUCGUCGUCACACGUCUCGUCGCACAUCAUCUUGGACUUGCGCAGGCGCGCUCCAGGGGAGCCGGAAAUGAAGGUAUUUCAGUUGAAUGAGGAGCUUCUGGAAUAUCCUCCGGCGACGCUCGUCGACGUUGGCUUCGACGAUAACGGCAACGACCGGGUGCGACGCAUCAAGUUCGUGCGCGAAGAGUACGCGGGACAUGUGAGGGUGCCAUUUCGACUGAUCACGGAGGGAUUCGCCGAUACGGGGGUCAUGGGCGGACAAAGCAACGAGCUACCUACGCGGCUGCCGUUCCUGAGCAAGAGGGAGCGUCUUUUCGGACGCGAUGCAGAUAAAUCUUGCGAUUUCAAUUAAAAUGCGGCGGGCGUCCGAUGUGAAGCGGUUUGGAAUAAGUUUGAGGUUGAGAUGGUUCGCUUAUGAUGAGGGUUGUCUAUCUAUCACUGCGCGUCCUCGAAGUACAUUACUGCGUUGGACCUAACGGAAAUGCAUCGAGUUGGAAUUCAUCGUUUCUCCUAGCGCCAUCCGGCAGUCCUCCCGCCGCAAUGAUCCUUCUCUGCCUAGAAAUCCAGAAUCUCAUCCGUAAGCACCCUAAACGACAACCUCAUA
Messenger RNA from Schizophyllum commune H4-8, 2170 nucleotides. RefSeq lists its product as uncharacterized. Lineage: Eukaryota; Fungi; Basidiomycota; Agaricomycetes; Agaricales; Schizophyllaceae. Bases 20 to 1918 code for a protein of 632 amino acids. The record is from RefSeq and is a predicted model, not a curated record. The transcript has 5 exons.